UCGCGAUAGGUUUCCUUUCUUCUUCUCGAGCCGUCGGCCACUUCCGGUUACAUGACGACGACGACGGCGUUGAUACAAAAAGAGAGAAGGAAAACAGGAAAAUACCUUUCUUGGCGAGAACAGUGGAAACUUAAUAUAAAUAGUCAGAUCUACUUUAACGGGUUGCUUAUGUGGCGGCAUAACUAACGAUCGAUCUCGAGUUAGUCUGGCUGGAUAACGUAUGAGCAGUGAAAGAUCACAUAUAUUUGGAGUUUAUUGUUCUUCGCCUGCUCCCUCCAGCUAAGCUAUUUCUGUGUUGCCCUACCUAGCCGAGCUAGCUAACGUUAGCUAACGCUGGAUGCCAACACAGUGUGUGUAUUCUUAGUUCUCAGUUAGCACGCGGCUAGAAAGGAAAUAGUGCCGUCAAUCCGCUCAGUUUGCAGCUGGACUCUGCUAACCUCUUCUAACUCAGUGACAUUAGUUGGCGAGAAUGGCAACGUCGGCUCUGUACGCCUGUACGAAGUGUAACCAGCGGUACCCCUUCGAGGAGCUGUCGCAGGGCCAGCAGCUGUGCAAGGAGUGUCGCAUCGCACAUCCAAUAGUGAAGUGCACAUACUGCAGAUCUGAGUUUCAGCAGGAAAGUAAAACCAAUACAAUCUGCAAGAAAUGUGCCCAGAAUGUUAAACAGUUUGGAACACCCAAACCCUGCCAGUACUGUAACAUCAUUGCAGCUUUUAUCGGGACAAAGUGCCAGCGUUGUACUAACUCAGAGAAGAAAUAUGGACCUCCACAGACCUGUGAGCAGUGCAAACAGCAAUGCGCCUUUGACCGCAAGGAGGAGGGCAGGAGAAAGGUGGAUGGGAAACUGCUGUGCUGGCUCUGUACUCUGUCCUACCGCCGUGUCCUGCAGAAGACCAAGGAGCAGAGGAAGGGCUUCGGUUCCUCCAACUCCUCAUCCCUGAACGAGAAAGACCACCACUCCAGACCUCACCAUCAUCACCACCACCACCAACACAGACACAGCAGCUCUCAUCACAAACUGAGUGGUAGCUUGAGUCCUGAGCAGGAGCAGGGACUGUGGAAGCAGAGCCAUAAAUCGUCUUCAAUCCAGAAGGAGACUCCAAAGAAGAAACCAAAACUGGAGAUGAAGCCAUCCAACGGGGACAGCAGUUCCAUCACCCAGUCAAUGGAUUCUGGAGGAACAGACAACUUCAUUCUCAUCAGCCAGCUGAAAGAGGAAGUGAUGUCACUGAAGAGACUUCUGCAGCAAAGGGAUCAAACCAUUCUAGAGAAGGACCGAAAGCUCACAGAGCUCAAAGCAGACUUUCAGUACCAGGAGUCCAAUAUGAGAGUGAAGAUGAACCAAAUGGAGAAAUCGCACAAAGAGUCUAUGGAGCAACAGCAGGCCAAGAACAGGGAGUUGAUGAAACAAGUGGCUGCCCUCUCUAAAGGAAAAAAGUUUGACCGGACAGGAAGUUCACUGCUGCUGCCCUAACAAUAGGCCAGCCAGCGGGUAACAACACAGAGUGGCUUCAUUGUUUUUACACUGUGAAAGUCUCCCUCCUGUGUUUCCUCAUUGCCAUCAACAUCGAUUACUUCUUAAUUGGUAAAGCCAGAGACCAUGUUGUACAUGGAAAUCAGUUGUUGAAUCAAAGAAACCUUUCUCUAAAUGUCAACAUAUUUUAGAUAUUUUAUGGCGACUUUUCCACUGGAUCAUAGGAUGUGACUUUGGAUAGAGUGGAGGAUGGAGCCCUCAUUUUUAACACUGCCGGGCCAAAACAAAAAGCAUGGUGUGCAUAUGUGGAUGGCAUUCUGUCGACUCAGUGUAUCCACUUAAUUUUUAUGGAUGUCAUGCAAUUUAUUUAUUCAACUGUAUUUCUUAGCUUUUUUAUUUCCUCACAACAUACUAAGAGAAUAUCCCACAUUUUGGGGUUUACUUCAAUAGCAAUUAGUUAUAUUUUUCUAAAUUGAUGCGAUUGUGGACGACAAGUUCUCCUGGAAGUAAUGGAGACCCUGCGCAACUUUACAAUGUAUGCAAACGUGGGAAGGGUGACCACUGAGCUGCUGCUCAACAGUAGAGAACUCUCAGUAACAAUUCAUAAAUCAACCAAUGAACACUUUGAAAGGCUGUCUGAUAGAGAGACGCCUCUUGGCUGCCCUCUUUCUCACUGUGUGACAGCUGUAGUGCUUUUCUGUUUCUCUUUAGUGGAACGAUUGUAAUACUGCAUGAUUUUACUGCCAGACACCGGUUGGCAUUGUGGUCAGACUUCUUUUUUCCCUCCCUUUUAAUUAGUUUUUUAAGAAUCACUUGUAAAUGUAUUACUGGGGUCAGCCAUUGUAUUUAAACUAUUGCUUGUAUCUGUUUUAGUGAGUACAGUAUGUGUAUGGUAAGGCCAGUUGAAAUUAACAUGUCUGUAGAAGAUGCUUUUUAAAAGGAACACACUUAUCACCCUGCAUUAUUGGGCUGGUUUCAUACUGUGGCGUCCAGGAUCACUUUUGUACUUUUUUCCAAACCAAGUGUUUUAAAACUAUUAAAACUGGCUAAACUGUUA
Siniperca chuatsi (mandarin fish) is the source of this 2531-nucleotide messenger RNA. It is a transcript of the gene fam76b, whose product is annotated as family with sequence similarity 76 member B. The transcript has 10 exons. Bases 470 to 1474 code for a protein of 334 amino acids. The record is from RefSeq and is a predicted model, not a curated record. Lineage: Eukaryota; Metazoa; Chordata; Actinopteri; Centrarchiformes; Sinipercidae.